UAUGAUCACCUAUUCAAAUGUUCCACCCAGAUCUAUUACUCCAAAACCCUCUUAUUUAGCAGUUGUAAAUUAUUCAUAAUAUACUUUAGCCUUCACCUUAACUACAUUCAUAAAAGAUUAUUCCUAAUCAAUAUGUUUAACCUAAAUAAAUUGUACCAACUACAGAAAUCAUUCGUAUUAUACCAAGUGAACCCUAAUAAAUACCAUAAUAAGAUCAAAAUUAAUUUAAUGGAUUAUCAUUACCUGAACUUAAGGCUUUCCUUGAAGAUUUAAUGAAACGUUAUGAUAGAUUAGCUUAAGAAUUAUAAAAGGCUGCUUAGAAAGAAAUUUAUUUAUAAAAUUAAUUAACAAUAGCUUAAACAGAAUUAAACAAUAAAUUGUUAUAUUUUUAACAAGAAAGAGAAGCAUUUUAAUCUACAAUUAAUAAUAAGAACUAAGAAAUAGAUUUCUUGAAUUCAUAAAUAGAUAAAUUAAAAGAAUAACAUUUCAAUGAAAAUUAGGAAUUGAAAACAGAUAAUGAAUAAAUUGCUUUAGUUUUAACUGACAAAUUGGAUUAAAUGAAUUAAUUUGCCAAAGAAAAAAUGAUAGAACUUGAUUAAGCUAAAAGUCUUCUAGUCCUUAGAGAAUAAGAAGUACAAGAAUGGAGAUCUAGAAAGAAUAAUGGAGAUGUAUAUUCUUAAGAAAUUAACUAAUUAAAAUAAAAAAUCUAUUUAUUACAAUAAGAGAAAGAUUAAUUAAUGGAUAGACUUAGAUAUUCUUCAUAAGAUAAUUAAGUAGUCAAUGAAAAUUAAAUGUUGAGAGCUUAAUUACAAGAAAAGGAAUCUGAAGUCAACACUUUACGAUUGAAAGUAUACUAUUUAUUAUAUUUAAGUUUUAAUAUGGAUAAUAAAACAAUAAUGAUCAAUAAUUAUAUUAAGAAUUAGAAUAAGCUAAAUAAGAGAUAAUGUAUUACAAAUAAUAAUUAAUGAAUGGUGGUCACACAGAUAAUUUAGAAGAAAUUGAAGAUUAUAAGGAUAAAGUUUAAAUAUUAGAAAAUGAAAUUAGACGUUUGAAUAGAUAAGUAUAUAGAUAAUCUAAUAUUUUUAGUUGACAGAAAUGAGACAUGAAUUAGAAGAUCAUAAAAAUCAUAAAUCUGAUAAUGAAUUUCUAAGAUCUAAAUUAUCAGAUCAAUAAAAUCAAAUAAGAGAAAUAUCAAAAUCCUAAUUAGGAUAUAAAGACAGAGUUCCUUAAUAUUACUGA
Paramecium pentaurelia is the source of this 1239-nucleotide messenger RNA. The record is from the annotation of a GenBank genome assembly. Lineage: Eukaryota; Ciliophora; Oligohymenophorea; Peniculida; Parameciidae.